AUCAGCCUGAGGCCUCCGCACUUGCUCUCGAGUCUCACCCACUCUGCAGCCGGUCGUGUAUCGGCAAGCCAUGGAAACAAUCCAAAUCAGCGACAAUAUCUGUGGACCGCCUCACAUACCAUACCCCAUGAAUUUCUAUGUCUCACUCUUAUAACUCCUAUAGCCGCACGCUGCUCCCAGACGCCAUACAGUCGAAAAGCUGGGAAGAUCGCAUGCGAGAGGCGCGAAACGAGAAGGCCGUCAAGACCGAGCUUAGCGAGGAGACGAGGGCCGAGAAGGAGCGUUUCAGACUGCACUCUUACACAUGAUCGACCUCCGCUUGAGCCUGUCUUUGCACCUCGGAAUGGGCGUCCUCAAAGAAUGAGUGCGGUCUACAGCUCGUUAUUUGCAUCGGCCAGCCUCACGCAUUGGCGGGACAAUGCAUACCGUAUCGGAAGCCCCUGCAUAUAAGCCUAAGAGUCUUCUGGGA
Molecule: messenger RNA, 469 nt
Organism: Fomitopsis serialis
Lineage: Eukaryota; Fungi; Basidiomycota; Agaricomycetes; Polyporales; Fomitopsidaceae
Exons: 2
Coding region: 138-308 (56 amino acids)
Source: RefSeq, a predicted model, not a curated record